AUGGAUAUUGAUAUCAUCCCUAUUGCUAUUGAAGCACUACAAGAAGUUCAGAGCUUAAAAACCCAAAUUGAGUUUUAUAGAGUGGAAAUUGAAGAAAAAAAUUCUUAUAUAAAGCAGCUUGAAGAACAAAUUGCUAAGCCCAGGGUUCCACAAGACAUCAUUGAUAACAUGAAAAAUCAAGAAAUCAUCAUUAAUUCACUUCAGCAAAAAAUCGAAGAGCUUGAGCAGGUAUAAGCAAUUUAGCUAAAAAAAGAAGACAAUAACUAUAUAUCAAAUGCGUUGCAAAAUUCCGAGGAUUUAAUUCACUCUAAUAAAAAGUCAAAAGUAGCAAAUAAAGGAUUAAAAGUUAUUUUCGAUCUUGAUAUUUGACUAUCUACAAUGAAAUUUUUAAAUGCCCAAGAUAUCCUAUCAGUUUUAUUUAUUUCUCCAGAAUUCGCUCAAAAACUAUGUUGCAGUCUAGAUAUCUGGAAAUUCCUUACCGACGAUAUCAAAAAGCAAAUAGAUUUCGCAACCCCAAUAAUAACUGAUCAGCUUCCUCCGCCACCUAUAACCCAAGAAGAGCACCAAGAAUUAUCCCGCUUAUUUGAAAAGUAACUAUAAAGCAGAUAUGUAAUUCAACAAUACCCUAUAGGAAAAACUCUUGAACCAAGGCUAAUUAAUGCAGCUAAAACUUUGCUGGGCUUGCAAAAAUCAAUAGAAAUUGCUACAUCGGCCCAAGCUCCUCAGGAAAAAUUUAACAGCAUAGCUGAAUUGAUUGUUUCUAAAUUUCAAGUAGAUAGAGUAAUUGAUUUAUUGCAUAGAACCACUGCUUGAUUCAGCGCAAAUCCUUCGAAAACUGCUGACUGGACAACGUUUAUACAAAAUACUUUUGCUGGACUGCUUUAUGAUGGAGCUAUGAUAAUGAUAGACUCACAGGUAAGGAUAAUAUAGGAACUAAAUAGGUUAAAAGAUUUUUUGGUAGAAAAAGUAAAAAAAGCUAAUUAUCCCCAUUGGUUAUUAAGAGCUAACCGAUGAACGCUAGUUUAUUAUAAGAACAUGCUAAAAAUAUUUUUUCGGUUUUUAAAAAUCGAAAUUUGUUAGGAUUUGAAAUAAAAAUUACAAUUAAAACUGCAAUAUAUAUGCUUUAGAAUGCAAGUUGUCAUAAAUUUAAUAUAGCGAGCUUAAGAUUUCAUUAUUAUGAUAUUAAUUAUAUAGGGUUUUACCCUGAGUAGCCCUAUAUAUAAUUAUAUACUAAUUUUAUUUCAAAAAUUUACUUUUCAAUGGUUUUUCUCCCUACAAAGAGGAGUAAGGAAAAGCUAAAUAGCCAUGAUCAAGAAAAAUUAGCAAUUGAGACUCAGCUAUUAAAAGAAAGAGAAAUAAAAGAAUAUCUUAUAAUGAGAGUCCAUGAUCUUGAUAUGAAUAACUCAUACAGAGUGUCUGAAUUAGCAAAAAUGAGCAAUCAGCUUACCUUGAUUUCUAAAGAAAAAGAAAUAAUUGAAGCAAAAUUAAACGAAGAAGUAGAAAAUUAUCAAAAAAAUCGAAAAAUUUUGGCACAAGAAAUUAACAAUUUAAGAAAAAAAUUCGAAAUAGCUCAGACACAAAAAUCCGAAUUAUUAGGAGCUUUUGAAGAAUUUAACAAAGUUUUUAACACCCUUGGGCUAAUUAAAUAA
Molecule: messenger RNA, 1649 nt
Organism: Blepharisma stoltei
Lineage: Eukaryota; Ciliophora; Heterotrichea; Heterotrichida; Blepharismidae
Source: the annotation of a GenBank genome assembly